Humulus lupulus (European hop) is the source of this 1611-nucleotide messenger RNA. RefSeq names its product adenylate-forming reductase 03009. NCBI's taxonomy places the organism in Eukaryota, Viridiplantae, Streptophyta, Magnoliopsida, Rosales, Cannabaceae. The record is from RefSeq and is a predicted model, not a curated record. The transcript has a single exon. The coding region runs from base 1 to 1611 and encodes 536 amino acids.
AUGCAAAGCCCAAUAAGAUGUUCUAGUUGCCGUGGUGUCUCUUUCGAGAGCAAUAAAGUUCAUUCUGAUCCUUUUGCAAUGAAAAGUAUAUCAUUCGCAGAAGAAGUAGCUCGAGGCAACAGCAUGUCAAGGCACCUAAGUUCAUUACAAAGAUCACUAAGCAAAGCCAGUAGCCAUUACUGUGAUCUCGUACUCGACGUAGAUGACGAUGAAGAAGAGAGUGAAGUUGAAGAUCUCGAGAUGCAGACCAUGCAAAAACAGCCAGUACUCAUCCAUGAACAGCAACCAAAAAAAGUUAAUAAAGCUCGAAAGCAAGGAUCGAGAUUAUCAAUCAUAUUGCUCGAUCAAGGGUUGUUUACAGUCUACAAACGACUCUUUAUCGUUUGCUUAGCUUUGAACAUCACCACUUUGGUUCUUGCAGCCACUGGAAACUUCCCAUAUGGAAGGAAAAGAGCUACCCUAUUUUCCAUAGCUAACAUUCUAGCUUUGACACUUUGUCGAAGCGAGGCUUUCUUGAGAAUAGUGUUCUGGUUUGCAGUGAAAGCCUUGGGCCAUUCAUGGGUUCCUUUGUCUGUCAAGACUGCUACCACAUCUCUUCUCCAAAGUCUUGGUGGAGUUCACAGCGGUUGUGGAGUUUCAUCUAUUGCUUGGCUCGUAUACGCCUUGGUUCUCACUCUCAACGACAGCCAAAACACUUCGCCCGAAAUCGUAGGCGUGGCCGCAGCCAUACUCGGCCUCCUCUUCCUCUGCUCCUUGGCAGCCUUCCCACUAGUCCGUCAUCUUCAUCACAACGUGUUCGAGAGAGCACACCGGUUCGCCGGGUGGACAGCGCUCGGUCUCCUCUGGGCCUUUAUUGUCCUCACUAUCUCAUACGACGCAGACACUAAAUCAUACCACACAACCAAUCUCUUCUCCAACUUGAUUAAACAACAAGAGUUCUGGCUCACAAUCACCAUCACGGCACUCAUCAUCUUCCCCUGGCUAACAACUAGACGCGUACCGGUAACGAUCUCUGCUCCAUCAGGCCACGCCUCCAUAAUCAAGUUCCAAGGAGGUGUCAAGGCAGGGCUGCUAGGCAGAAUAAGCCCGUCGCCCUUGUCCGAGUGGCACGCCUUCGGAAUCAUUUCAGAUGGGAAUAAAGACCACAUGAUGCUCGCCGGAGCAGUCGGGGACUUCACAAAGUCACUCGUUUCGAACCCUCCGAGCCACUUGUGGGUGCGACAAGUGCAUUUUGCUGGACUUCCUUACCUAGUGAACAUGUACGAGAGGGUUUUGGUGGUUGCUACGGGUUCGGGAAUUUGCGUAUUCUUGUCGUUUCUUCUUCAGCCGAGUGCAGCGGAGGUUCGGUUCAUUUGGGUGGCCAAGGGAAUUGAGCAGAACUUUGGGAAAGAGAUCAAGGAUAUGGUGAGUGGGUAUCCGAAGGACAAGGUUACAGUGCAUGACACUGGCGUAUUAGGGCGGUCCAAUGUGUCGGAGAUGAGUGUCGAAGCGGCCAAGGAGUGGGGAGCUCAGGUGGUCAUUGUGACAAGCAAUCCGGAGGGAAGUAGGGAUGUUGUUUCUGCUUGUAAGGCUGCUGGAAUUCCUGCCUUUGGUCCCAUAUGGGACUCCUAA